GCAUAGCCAGAGCCACUCCUAGUACAACGGACGAGCGUUAUCAGAGUACUUCUUACCGUGAAAGUCCUGCCGCGAAUUUACGCAAUUCUCGAUAAGAAACACCUUGUGCAAUCUUGAAGGCAGCAAGACGUUUCGUGUCCGUGUAAAUGAAAAUGGAAAAUGUUAAAUGAAAAUGAAAAUGGAAAUUGAAUUAGUGAUGGCAGGAUUUUGCUGAAACUGAUUACUUGAUAGUACAGUGAUCGUAAUAUGUUUAAAACAAAGUGAAAGCCUAACUUAAAAUUGUGCAGAUACUUUAAUCGAGGGAUCAAAGUUUCGGGAUACGAGCAAAAUUGUGCCAUCGUUGUGAAUCAAUUUAUUUUAUUGCCUUUAAUGAAGCUUGUGCACGAAAUUGCUUUGUUUUUCUCCCAUCGAGAGAAUAUCCAAAUGUGAAAAUGUGAAAAUCGUUUGGCCAUAAUUUUCCAUAAAUUGCGAAUUUCGAUUCCUAGGGGUCAGCGACAAAUCAGCCUCGAACGAAAAUUUGAAUCGCCUAGCGACGAUUCAGCGAAAUUAAUAUCCUCGCAAGGCCGAAGAAUAAUAUGUGUGUGGUGUUUGGUGUUUGGUGUUUGUUGUGUUGUUAUCGAAACUAUCCUUAGAAAGGACUGCGUAAAUAAAUUGUAAGAAAAGCCAAGGCUGUUUGAGUGAUAAAUAAUCGAAAGAAAUCGAAUUGAAUCGCAUCGAAUUGAAUGGAAUGUAAUCAAAAAUUGUGUGUGUGCUAAGGAAGCCAGAGUUUCCAGUUGGCAAUUGAAAAUAAUUUUCAAAUAAUACUGAGAAAGCAGCAAGCUGACAAAGCCGUAUAAACCUGUUUGUGUUUCUAGCAUUACGUAUUGCGAAUCAGAAGAAGAAUUUGUGGCCGCUUAAUGCGACAUUUUGACAGUGACACGUGAAGGGAUAACAGCGAAAAAGGAUAAUACGUUCAACUGCGGAAUUUGCGUGACGUUGAUUAAAUGAAAUCAGCCCGAAUAUUAUGCCAUAUAGACAGGCAAAUCUGAAUAAAUUUGGAUUACAAGACACCUUCUAAAUGAUAACAUGAGAGUGGAAGCGAACAAUCCACUUUCACUGUGGAAGUAUUUGAAAUUACAAUUGUGGCCGUAAAGACAGAAAAACUGACGGAAGGAGAAUUAGUUCAACUACAGAUUGCGAAGUGCUUGGAAUUUUGGCAAAAGGACGACGACGAAGGCCAAAGCUAAAGAGCAAAACAAUCAAAGGAUCAAAUGCUUAUGUUUAUGCAAAAUAUACUUAACAUUUUGAAGGCAACCUAAACGAGAGAGAGAGAGAAGAAAAGCUGAGAUACAUUCAGUCAAUUGCGUUUUUGGGCCUCGAGUUUUGGGUCUAUUCGCCAUAUGCUCUGAUGCAGCUGUUGUGCCAAAGCUAAAAGCACCAAUCGAAGCGUAAGAAAGCACACUUCCAUUAAAAAAAAAGACGGACAAGAAAAAAGGAGGAGCUCGAGACUCUAAUUGCAGAUGAGAGAGAAAACGGAGGAGUAGCCAAGUAAAUUGCAGGACUCGCACUUAGAGCAUCUCGAGUUAAUAGAGAAAUCCUUUGUCUAAGCGGAGUAACUGACCGUAGCCCCUUCCACGCCCCCAAAAAGUGCCUUCGCCCCACGGCGAAGGUUUCGCGAUGGAGCCACAGACCCGGACUCGAGCCCGGACUCGUCUAGGAGUCACACUAUUGGCCUUGAUAUUGGCCGCAUCCUUCGACAGCGCGCUCUGCGGCGAGAAAUUGGCUCUUUUAUCGGCCACACUGCGCACAUAUCAGAAAGCGGCCUGUGAUACGGAUCAGGUGGUAAUUGCUUGCCCGCGCGGCACCAGCAUCUCAAUUGAAUUUGCACAGUACAACAAGUUCGUGGCGAAAGAUGGCUACAGCAUCGAGGAGCUGUGCCCCAUCGCCGGCACCGUUGGCCCAGAGAUACGUGGCAAGGCAAAGCAUUUGCUGCGCGGCUCCAUCUUCGGUUCCUCCACGCAAAAGGUGCCCGCCAAUCGCUAUGUGAACGGAGGCUACGCCAUCGCCAUGGCUCUACCCAGCCCAGCUGCCACCACGACGAGUCCAACUGGCACCGAAUCCGCCACAGACGAUGCCCAAAAUAGCGACGGCUCUUCAUCUUCCGAGAGCUGCAUGUGGCCCAACGCGUUACAGUACUCCUUGCUACAGACCGUGGUGGAGGCUUGCCAGAAGAAGAAGCACUGCAAGUUCCACGGCUCCCCGCAGUUCUAUGGCCUGGGCGCCAGCGGAGUGGGCGACUCAUCCGGCACCAGCAGCUACCACAGCAGCACGGCCAGCAGCUCGAAUGCAAUCAGCAACGAUCCUUGUCCCAAGAGUCGCAAAAUCGUCGAAGUCGCCUACAAAUGUCGUCCAUAUGAGUUCCGCAGCAAGGUAGCUUGCCAUAAUGAUGUCGCCCAGCUGGAGUGCAACCCGUACUCAAGGAUUGCCGUCUACAGUGCCAGCUUUGGCCGCACCGAGUACGAGAGCAUUCAAUGUCCCCAGCCCCAAGGAGUGCGCGAGGAGACGUGCCUGGCAUCGUUUGCCACCGAGACUGUGAUGCAAAUUUGCCAUGGGAGAAGGCGCUGCAACCUGGCAGCGGAUGCGAAUACCUUUGGCACACCCUGCCAGCCCAACUCACGAAUGUAUCUGAAGGUUGUUUACACAUGCGUGCCCAAGCAAGUGCUGAAGGAGAGCAACGACUCGGAGGUGGAGGCCGAUGAGACGGAGGACUUUGAGGGUGACAUCAACGACCUGUAUGACGACGAGCUCAUCUACAAGGAGUCCGAGGCCAUACCCAAGCUGUACAGCAACACGACGAAAACGGCGCAGGGUAAUGGAACCAGCAGCGGCAUCAAUGGCACCAGGCUCCAGGGUAGCUCAAAUCCAGAUGGCAUUCAGAGCGUGACAAACGGCUCACUGGAUGCAGAUACCGAUGGCAGUGGCGUCAAUCCCGUGAUGACACACAGCGCCGACCUAAGCCUGGAGGACGACCAGCAGCGCCUCUAUUUGUAUCUGUUAAUCAUUGGAUCCCUGGGCGUGCUCUGCUCCAUUGUCAUUGUGGCCACUCGCCUCGUCCUCCAGCGGCGUCGCAUGGCCAGUGACACUCACUCCAACUCCUCCAAGGGCGGCACAGGCGGCAUGGUGGAUGAGACGACCAUCCCGAGUGGGUUUAACGACACCAUCUCGGAGAUUGAUGCGGACAUUGAUCUGACCACCUCAAUACCUGUGCCCAGUGUAUCCAAGAACGAGGUGAGUAUGCCCGCCGUGUUCCAUCUUCCCCAGCUGUCACCUAAACAACAACAUCAACUGCAACCGCAGAACUACAUCACCUACGCACCAGCUGGUAGUCUCUACGCCAGCCUUUCGCCCAGUCAACUGUCCACGGUUCAAGGCUCAGGAGCUACGCCUGGCUUGAUUCCCAACUCGUUGCUUGUGGGUGCCAGACAAUCGCCGGAUCUAAUCGGCAUUGCGCCGAACUCGUAUGUAGCCACCAGCAGCGCGGGCAGCUUACCUCCUGGUCAAGCGACCAUCCUAGCACCAGCCAUUGUCAUUGGCGCCAACGGUCCAGGCGUUCCUUUGCCCGGCAGCAGCGGCAUGAACACCAUGGUGCCCCUCACCUCGCUGACUCAGUACACAACGGCGCCCACAAUCCGCGGUGGCUAUCUCAUAAAUGCCGAGAGCGUCGGCGUGCUCCAGCGACCCAGCAACACACCAACGCCGCCCUCCUCUCUGGCCAGCGGUUCGCCCGCACAUCCCUCGGCUCAGCAGGCGUCCACAACAUCGCCGCUGGCCAUGGCACCGCUGAGUCACGUGGCAGUUCCAGGCACCUCAACGCUGCGUCGCACUAAGCCCGCCGCGGCAGUCAUGCUGCAGCCACAGCUGUCGUAUGAUGGUACGGCUCCACGCACUCUGUCGACUGGCCUCUCGGUCGGUUCGCAGUUCUACUACGGAUGACCCAGCUCGGUGGACUGCGAGCCUCACGUCUACACCACGGCCAUCAGCGUACCCGCCCCGCAAAUGCAGAACUGCGAUGCCGAGGCGGGAGUCCAGGUGCCCAGACCCUAGCUGGAGGCGAGAGCGGGUCACACAUUCAGCACAGAAGACAAUACAAAUCAACUGGGGAAUAGUCUGAGUCCCAAAAAGCAGUCAGAGCCACAGCAAGCAGGUGUGUAGGGGAGUGAAAUCGAGAACGACGAUGAUGAUGAUGUCUGUUUUUAAAUGUAUAAACAAAUACAUAAAUAAGUAUAAAUGUGUGGACGAGCUUCCUGUAAUUGUAAAUUGUGAAUGCGUGGAGCAGACAGACACAACUUGAACUCUGGAUGGAAGUCUAGUCACUUACUCUCUCUCUAUCUCUGCAUCUCUAGCGACUUUAGGUUAGCACAAUGUUUAGGUUAAGCGCUCGGGGAAAUGUGUUUGUUGUGUGUCUGCGGCGUCGUAUGAAUGAUUUAAGCGAGACAAAUCGCAGGCUAAGUCGAAGUUGAAGGCGAAGGCGGCCACAAGAAUGAAAACAAAUUGCGUCAGGCUCAUUUAAUGUUAUCAAUAAUGUAAAUACACACAUAAACACAAGAACAGAGCGAGAGAGGAAAGAGAAAACUAAUGGGUUGCCAGCGAGCCGAAAUAUGCUUGCGUUGCCUUCAUCAAUUUUCGCAAUAUUUCCAUUUGCCAAAAACAACUCUCGCAAGUGAAUCUUCAUAAUCGUCUACACAUCAAGUAGGCGUGUGUGUGCGUCUGUGUGUGUGUGUACGAGAGUUAUAUAAGGUGCUAAGCCGUAUAAACGCCUCAUGCUGCCGCAUGUUUGUAAACAUGACUGGCUCGUCAUAACUCAGGCGCUGUGUACAACUUGUCGUAUGAGCGAUUUCGCGUGUGUGCAUAAUUCAGUGUGUAUUCGGGAUUAAUGCGCUACAAAUGGAUGAGCGUAAUUAAUAUCCGGCCCGGAACGAAGGUCGCAGGUCGAAAGUCGCAGGCUGCAGGUCACAGAGCGCAGGUCGGCGGAAGGAUCUGGCCAGCCAAAGCUAAUGGAUUGCCACAACAAGCCAAGCUGAGGUAGCUCCAGAGUGAAUGUGUUGUGUAAAUAUGUGUGCAUAUAGUAUGUGUGUGUGGAAAAUGAAACGCUGCAGACAACAGCAAUCUAGGUCAUAGUCUCUAGUCUUGGCAGAUCUACUAAGUGUAUGAAUACUUUUAUGAGUGUGUUUGUCUCUGAGUGUGUACAUAAGUAUGAUGAUGAGUAACGUUUGUAACUCUGUGUUCUGGUCUCUCUUGUGUGUCUGACUUUGUUGAUGUUGACGUUAUUGUUUCGAAUGUCAAGUGCCUUCCUGAUUAGCAUUUAAGUGUGUGUACUUCUGUAGUAAUGAAUAAGUUGCAAUUGCAAUUGCAUUUGGAGUGAGUUGCACGAAUCACAAAACUGUACAGAAUAGCCAAAAAUACUACGAACAAACUAGACAGUCCUUACCCAAAUUAGUCAGAAUGUAAAUAUAGCAAACAAAAGAAUAAUGAAAUACUUCCAGCAACAUAGAAAACAGAACUUUACUAACUAGCAAAUAGCUUGAUUGGAUAGACUGGAGUGGAGCAGCGACUCAAUUAAUAUAUAACAAUUAAAGCAUGUUCACAAUAGAGAAAAGUUAUUAAUUAAAUGUAAAUAAAAUAUGCGUGUUGCGCUCAAAAAAAGAAAAAAUCGACAAAAAAAUUUAAACAAAAGAAAUAUGAUAUAGAUAAAGGAGACAAAGAGCUCAACUAAAUGCAUUAUGAAUCAGACGUAAGCACUGGCAAAAUGAGAGAGUGCGUUAGUGAAUGGAAGUGGAAAAUGUAAAAUUCAAAUGCAAAAUGGAAAACUAUUCGUAAAUGAAAUCAUUAAAAAUACAUACAGGCGCAUUAAUUAAAGACCCAAACGCAUUAUGCGAUACUAAAUGCAACACUACGUAUGAGUAACGAAUACGCGUAAUGCAAAAAUGUUGAAUAAAUAAUAUUGUAACAGGGUUGGGGAAAAAAACGUGUAUGUGUUGAUGGAAAUCAAAGCGUAGCAUUAAGUUUAAAACUUUCAACUAAAUCUGUGAAUAUUAUUUCGAUUAUAGUUUUUCCACUUAUGUAUUCGCACCUUUUGUACGUUUCAUUUUGAAUAAAUUACUAGUUAAUAAAUACAAAUAAAAUACAACUAACUGAAAAAAUUCAAAUUACUAGCAUCAGUGAUUUCAUUCAUUACGUUCGGUUGAGCUUUUUUUCCAUUUUACAGCUUGGGGGGCAUAAACAGAGAUUAGCCCUUGGCCUAUUGAACGCAUUAAGGAACUUAAUCUGCCUCGAUGUUUGGCCUCGUUUAUUGCCCUUGGCCGGAUAAUCGCACUAACUACGACCGCAUCUCUGACUACGACUCUGACUCUGACUCUGACUCUGAAUGCGCUGCUCUCAUCUAUGAAUCCAUGCGCUAAGCAGGCAAACAGUAUUACAACUAGUUAAUUUAUAUUCGGAUGCGAAUUAACGAAGCGUGAAUGAAAUCAAGUUACAGCUAAGUGAACGCCUUCUCCACAGGCAGAGAGACAGAC
Molecule: messenger RNA, 6551 nt
Organism: Drosophila nasuta
Lineage: Eukaryota; Metazoa; Arthropoda; Insecta; Diptera; Drosophilidae
Exons: 10
Coding region: 1657-3972 (771 amino acids)
Molecular function (GO): carbohydrate binding
Source: RefSeq, a predicted model, not a curated record